Messenger RNA from Synchytrium microbalum, 2499 nucleotides. RefSeq names its product urease. Gene Ontology annotation, molecular function: urease activity; nickel cation binding. Gene Ontology annotation, cellular component: urease complex. Bases 1 to 2499 code for a protein of 832 amino acids. NCBI's taxonomy places the organism in Eukaryota, Fungi, Chytridiomycota, Chytridiomycetes, Synchytriales, Synchytriaceae. The record is from RefSeq and is a predicted model, not a curated record. Gene Ontology annotation, biological process: urea catabolic process. The transcript has 11 exons.
AUGAGACUCGUUCCCAAGGAGCUCGAUAAGAUCUUACUACAUCAAGUUGGAUUUCUUGCUCAAAAGAGGCUCGCUAGGGGCGUUCGUUUGAACGACACCGAAGCUUGCGCUUUGAUUGCCAGCCAGCUUGUAGAGUUCAUUCGUGAUGGCAAACAUUCAGUCGCUCAACUCAUGGACGUGGGUCGAAGAAUGCUCGGAAGACGUCACGUCCAGCCUUCAGUUCCUCAUACCCUCCACGAAGUCCAAGUAGAAGCAACAUUCCCAGAUGGCACCAAACUCGUAACCAUUCACAACCCUAUCGCCUCCGAAGAAGGAGACUUGACUUUGGCAUUGCAUGGAAGCUUCCUACCAAUCCCUGAUGUGACACUCUUUGGUGAUAUGGAGGAAGACGAAGUUGCGCCAGGAGCUGUAAUUGUACAUCCAGGCAAAGUCGCUCUCAACGCGGGUCGGGCACGAUAUGCCCUCAGAGUCACAAACAAUGGUGAUCGACCUGUACAAGUUGGUUCUCACUACCACUUUAUUGAAACCAAUUCUCAAUUGGCGUUUGAUCGUGAAAUCGCUUAUGGACGUCGGUUGGAUAUUCCUGCUGGAACUGCAGUGAGAUUUGAGCCGGGUGAAACCAAGACCAUCGCACUAACAGACAUUGCAGGCACCAAAGUAAUAUACGGUGGAAACUCUGUAGCUACCGGUCCAGUCGACAGAUCCAAAAUAGCUGGCAUCGUCGCAAGUCUGAAAACAAGAGGAUUUGCUCAUGUACCUCAGCAAGCAUUACCUGCACCUUCUCCAUACCAAAUGGAUCGUCAACGAUACGCAGACGCAUAUGGGCCUACCACUGGUGAUCGUGUUCGAUUGGCUGAUACUGAAUUGUAUCUCCAAGUUGAACGCGAUUUGACGCAUUAUGGUGAUGAAUGUGUGUUUGGUGGUGGAAAAGUCAUUCGUGAGGGUAUGGGACAAGCUGUUGGCGUGUUGGAAAAGGAUGCGUUGGAUCUUGUUAUUACGAAUGCGCUCAUUCUUGAUUAUUCGGGAAUUUACAAGGCUGAUAUUGGUAUCAAGAACGGUCUGAUUGCUGGUAUUGGCAAAGCUGGUAAUCCUGCAGUUAUGGCUGGCGUCACUGAAAAUAUGGUGGUUGGAGUCACCACCGAAGUUUUGGCUGGAGAAGGCCAUAUCUUUGUUGCCGGUGCUAUCGAUUCUCACAUUCACUUUAUAUGUCCACAAAUUACUGAUGAGGCUAUAUCAUCAGGUAUCACAACACUAAUUGGUGGCGGAACAGGUCCUAACACGGGUACAUGUGCCACAACAUGUACUCCAAACACCUUCUUCAUGAAGAUGAUGUUGCAAGGAACUGAUGACAUUCCGCUUAACUUUGGAUUUACUGGAAAAGGCAACACAUCAACACCAGAGGGAUUAGAAGAUCAAAUACUAUCUGGUGCCAUUGGUCUCAAGUUGCAUGAAGAUUGGGGAACAGAUCCAGCCUCUAUUGAUACAUGUUUGACUAUUUGUGACAAGCAUGACGUCUCAUGCAACAUCCACACUGACACAUUGAACGAAUCUGGAUUUGUGGAAACAUCCAUCGCAGCUUUCAAAGGCCGUGCCAUCCACGCAUACCACACAGAAGGUGCUGGAGGAGGACACGCUCCUGACAUCAUCAAAGUCUGUAGCGAACCUAACGUAAUCCCCUCAUCGACAAACCCAACACGUCCCUUCACCACAAACACACUAGACGAACAUCUCGACAUGUUGAUGGUAUGCCAUCACUUGUCUCGUGAUAUUCCAGAAGAUAUAGCAUUCGCUGAAUCUCGUAUCCGUGGUGAAACUAUUGGCGCUGAAGAUAUUUUGCAUGAUGUUGGUGCCAUAUCGUUGAUUUCAUCGGAUUCACAGGCUAUGGGACGUGUUGGUGAAGUUGUGGCGAGGACGUGGCAGACUGCUGAUAAGAUGAAGAAGAUGUUUGGUGUGUUGAAGGAAGGUGGGGAUGAUGAGCCUGCUGACAACUUUAGGAUUAAGAGAUAUGUGGCCAAGUAUACCAUCAACCCGGCAAUUGUCAAUGGUAUUUCUCAUGUUGUUGGAUCUAUUGAAGUUGGUAAAUUGGCCGAUUUGGUCAUGUACAAGCCAGCUUUCUUUGGUACCAAACCCGAACUGGUCAUCAAGGGAGGUCAGAUUGCUGUGGCUAUGAUGGGAGAUGCCAAUGCUUCGAUUCCUACACCACAACCAGUACUAUCACGAUACAUGUUUGGCGUAGGAGCAGCAAUAGGCACCAACUCGUUUGCAUUCGUGUCUGCAGCAUCCAUAAAGGGAGGAGUUCCCCAAACCUAUAAACUCAAGAAGCGGCUGGAGGCCGUGAAAAACACACGUAAAAUUGGCAAGAAGGAUAUGAAAUUGAAUGCAUUCUUGCCCAAGAUAACAGUAGAUCCAGAAACCUAUGAGGUAGCAGUGGAUGGUAAAGUGUUGAAAAUGACACCUGCUACCAAGGUACCGAUGUCGCAGAGAGCGUAUAUGUUUUAG